Molecule: messenger RNA, 1190 nt
Organism: Euleptes europaea (tarantolino)
Lineage: Eukaryota; Metazoa; Chordata; Lepidosauria; Squamata; Sphaerodactylidae
Product: pepsin B-like
Exons: 9
Coding region: 1-1173 (390 amino acids)
Biological process (GO): proteolysis
Molecular function (GO): aspartic-type endopeptidase activity
Source: RefSeq, a predicted model, not a curated record
AUGAAGUGGCUUGUCCUAAUGUUGGUUUUUCUCCAUCUGUCUGAGGCUCUGUUCAUCUUGUGCAGAAUCAUUCUGAGAAAAGGGAAAUCCAUUCGGGAGAAGAUGAAAGAGGAAGGUGUACUAGAAGAAUUCCUGAAGAGUCACCAUGUAGAUCCGGCAGCAAAAUACCACUUCAAUGAAUAUAAUGUUGCUUAUGAACCAAUAACGAAUCACUUGAAUUCAUUCUACUAUGGAUCGAUCAGUAUUGGAACCCCACCACAGAGCUUCCUCGUUCUCAUGGACACUGGCUCUUCUAAUCUCUGGGUACCAUCAGUAUAUUGUAAUACUCAGGCUUGUGGUAACCACAACAGGUUCAACCCUAGUCAAUCCUCUACAUAUACCAACAUUGGACAGACGUACACUUUGUCAUAUGGGAGUGGUAGCUUGACAGUUGUACUAGGCUAUGACACAGUGCAGGUCCAGAAUAUCGUUGUUCAGAACCAGGAAUUAGGCCUGAGUGAGAGUGAGCCCACCAGUCCAUUCUACUAUGCUAGUUUUGAUGGAAUUUUGGGGAUGGCUUAUCCUGCCAUGUCUAUGGGGGGCUACACUGUCAUGCAGCAGAUGCUGAGACAAGGGCAGCUUUCUGAACCAAUCUUCAGCUUCUUCUUCUCCCGCCAACCCUCUAUUCAGUAUGGAGGGGAACUAAUCUUGGGAGGUGUUGACACUCAACUGUUCUCUGGGCAAAUUUCCUGGGCACCUGUCACCCACGAGGUUUACUGGCAGAUUGGCAUCGAGGAGUUUGCCAUUGGAAACCAGGCUACUGGCUGGUGUAGCCAGGGCUGCCAGGCAAUUGUGGACACCGGCACUUUUCAGCUUGCUGUCCCAAGGCAGUACAUGGGGAAUUUCCUGCAAGCUGUGGGAGCUCAAGAAUACAAUGGGGAGUAUGUCGUUAACUGCAACAAUGUCCAGAACAUGCCCACCAUCACCUUUGUCAUUAAUGGAUCCCAGUUCCCACUGCCUCCUUCUGCCUAUGUAGCCAAUAACAAUGGCUAUUGCUCAGUUCAGAUCGAGGCUACAUAUUUGCCUUCCCCAACAGGGCAGCCUCUAUGGAUCCUGGGUGAUGUCUUCCUGAAGGAGUAUUAUUCUGUCUAUGACAUGGCCAAUAAUAGGGUGGGCUUUGCACCAUCAGCCUAGACAAAACAAAGCCCAGU